GUGCAGACACAAAAUAAGGAAUCAUGAUUUCAUGUUUGGUUUUUAUUACUAUAAAAUAUGACUGAUUACAUCGAAAAUAUUAUAUAAAAAAACACAUGUAAUUUUUCAGAUUUGAAUUUCUUUUGGUGAAAUUCCUGAUGGGUCCGUGGAAAGUCAAAGUAGUUGUUGACACGGCUAAUGAGAACCUCAGAUCCGCCGUAGAUGCAAAGGAGUUGGCUUUGGCUUUGAGGAUCCAUACUGCUUGUGGGAUCUUCAGUUUUUCAAUUCAUGGGCCAUAAAAGGUCCUCCAGAUUCUCUGCUGCUGGUUUUCGAUUCAGAAGCCUUCUUCCCACAACUUUGGAAACCAUGAAAACAAGAAGGAUUUAUGGGGUUUCUCUCUCUCUCAUUCUCAUCAACUUGGCUGCUAUAAUGGAAAGAGCAGACGAAAAUCUUCUACCAUCUGUUUACAAAGAAGUCAGUGAAGCUUUCAAUGCAGGGCCAUCUGACUUGGGUUAUCUGACCUUCAUUAGAAACUUUGUUCAGGGAAUAGCAUCACCUCUAGCUGGUGUGCUAGUUAUUAGCUAUGACCGCCCUGUGAUUCUGGCAAUGGGAACUUUCUGUUGGGCCAUAUCAACCGCAGCAGUAGGAGUAAGCCAACGGUUUAUGCAAGUGGCCUUUUGGAGAGCGGUGAAUGGCUUUGGUUUGGCUAUUGUGAUACCAGCACUUCAGUCUUUUAUAGCUGAUAGCUAUAACGAUGGUGUGAGAGGAACUGGAUUUGGAUUGGUAAACCUUGUUGGUACUUUUGGUGGCAUUGGAGGUGGGGUUGUGGCCACCAUUAUGGCUGGUCAGCAAUAUGGGGGGAUGCCUGGAUGGCGCUGUGCUUUCAUUAUGAUGGCCACUUUGAGUUCUCUGAUUGGACUUCUUGUGUUCUUGUUCGUCGUUGAUCCAAGAAAAACUAUGAAUGUCAACCGUAUUAGUACUACUGUUGCCUCUGAGAAGGUUGAAUUGGUAGAGAAAGGCAAUGCCAGUGUAACAUCCGUUUGGGUUGAGUCCUGGACAGCAAUGAAAGCUGUUGUUAAAGUGCAGACAUUUCAGAUAAUCGUGUUGCAGGGUGUCGUUAAUUCGUUACCAUGGACUGCGAUGGUGUUCUUCACCAUGUGGUUUGAACUGAUUGGUUUUGAUCAUAACAGUACUGCAACACUUCUUAGCCUCUUUGCUAUUGGUUGUGCCAUGGGGUCUCUCCUUGGAGGAAUAAUAGCAGACAGAUUGUCACAAAUCUACCCCCGCUCAGGGCGCAUAAUGUGCGCUCAAUUCAGUGCCAUAAUGGGCAUCCCCUUCUCAUGGUUCCUACUCAAAGUGAUCCCUCAGUCACUCAGCAGCUACUACACCUUUUGCAUAACUCUCUUCCUAAUGGGAGUGACCAUUAGUUGGAAUGGUUCUGCUGCAAAUGGUCCCAUGUUUGCUGAGGUUGUCCCUGCCAAACACCGGACCAUGAUCUAUGCCUUUGACCGAGCUUUCGAGGGCUCAGUCUCUUCCUUUGCAGCUCCCUUGGUUGGAAUUCUGUCAGAGAAAAUGUUCGGCUAUGAUUCAAAAGGAGUGGAUCCAUUGUUGGGGUCUAAGCGGGAGGCUCUAGCUCUGUCUCGGGGGCUCCUCUCAAUGAUGGCAGUUCCAUUUGGUGUUUGUUGCUUGUUCUACACCCCUUUGUACAAGUAUUUCUGGAAAGAUCGUGAAAAUGCUAGAUUGGCUAGCGUGAAAGAUGAAGAGAUGAUGUAAUCAUUUUUUGAGAUGUGGGUAUACAGAGUUUUUUUCUUUAGUAGGACACAGUCAUAGAUGAAAGACACUUCUCCAGGUGCAUAUACUCUUGCCCGGUUUAACUGGCCAUUCUUUUCUUUUGCCAUGUAGAAUGAUCAUUUUAAACUUUGAUGAAAUGAGUACUGGGGACAAUGAAAGUUACACUUUUUUUUUUGUAAA
Molecule: messenger RNA, 1950 nt
Organism: Humulus lupulus (European hop)
Lineage: Eukaryota; Viridiplantae; Streptophyta; Magnoliopsida; Rosales; Cannabaceae
Exons: 4
Coding region: 268-1752 (494 amino acids)
Biological process (GO): transmembrane transport
Cellular component (GO): membrane
Molecular function (GO): transmembrane transporter activity
Source: RefSeq, a predicted model, not a curated record